Molecule: messenger RNA, 2187 nt
Organism: Pomacea canaliculata
Lineage: Eukaryota; Metazoa; Mollusca; Gastropoda; Architaenioglossa; Ampullariidae
Product: zinc transporter ZIP14-like
Exons: 9
Coding region: 687-2162 (491 amino acids)
Biological process (GO): intracellular zinc ion homeostasis; zinc ion import across plasma membrane
Cellular component (GO): membrane
Molecular function (GO): zinc ion transmembrane transporter activity
Source: RefSeq, a predicted model, not a curated record
UGUUUACAAAAGCUACACAAAGGAAUUAUGUUCAGCUUACAUUUAUAGAAGACAAACCUGACCACUCGGAGAGAAGCAAGACACUUAGAGAGAGGCACUAGAACAGAUUUAGAGAGAAGAUAAACACUUGAACAGAGAGAUAAGGGACUUGAACAUUCAGACAGACAGACAGACAGACAGACAGACAGACAGACAGACAGACAGACAGACAGACAGACAGACAGACAGACAGACAGACAGACAGACAGACAGACAGACAGACACUUCAACAGAGAGUGAAAGACACGUAAGAAAAGAACUAUGGAUAGUAAGAGAAAAGAGGAAAUUUAGCACACAGACAAAAAGGGGGACAGAUUUUGAUAGAAGUGGGGUACAUGAAAGACAGAAAGAGAAACAAGACACUGGAACAGAGAUGGAAGCAUCUGACAGGGGCUCACGCGCGGACGUCAACACAAAAACAACAGUCUGAGGUCAAGACCUGUUUGUCAUCCGAAGAUAAUCAUUCUUAUCAUCCUUCCUCCAGUCUGUUUGCGGACAAUUUUAAUCUGCGAGUAGCUGCCUCACGUGUGCUGCGCAUAAUCCGUUGACCUGCAUCGUCAGAUGAAGCUCUGUGCCGGUGCCAGCAGACCGACUUCUGGUUCUUGUUACCUCCAUCAGUAACAUUUCAACGGAAAUAGCUGGCAAACAUGGAGAAGAUUCAAAGUAUGAUCUUCGCCGUUAUAAUAUUACUCUGGGUGGACAUUUUACCGACAGCAUUUUUAUUGGACGAGAAAUCAGAAGGGUGUCUACCUGCAGGACUCAUGGAUAGAAAUGAAGAGUAUGCCAAACGAUUUCGACCUAGCGGUUAUUUAUCCCUGGAGGAUUUCAGUCAGCUACUCAAACAUCUCCAAAUGAACUUCCAAUCCAGCAUUGUCUCACAUCGGGUUGAAAAUCAACUUAAAGACCUGCAUUUGAACGACUCUGAAUUGAAACAAAGUGGAAACAGUAGCGGGAACUGUUCACAGAAUCAUGAAAAGUGCCAGAACAUUUUCAGCAUAUAUCUACGGCACUCGGACACCAAGGGACUGAACUACACUCAGCUUCCGUCAGCUGUGCUUGAGGCGCUUCUGUCAGCUGCGGACCCCAGCUGUUUGCACGAGACCCCUAGAGACCCCAGCAAAUACAAGCCGAGCAUUGGACAAGCAUGGGGCUACGGGAUCGGCUUUGUAUCUCUAAUCGUCAUCAUAUCUAACAUCGGAGGACUUUUGACACCAGUCAUGUCCAAGACAUUCUUCCAGAGACUUCUGCAAUUUCUUGUUGCCAUGGCAGCAGGAACCCUAGUGGGAACGGGUCUUUUAGUCCUUAUUCCAGAGGCAUUCAACCUCAUGUCCUGCCCGGACAUAAAGCACAGCUAUAUAUGGAAGUCUGUUACGACCCUGGUAUCCAUCUACAUCUUCUUCAUGUCCGAGCGUAUCCUCAAGUGUUUCCUGAGAGACAGAGAGGUGAAGCGGCUGAGGAGCCAUGAGAAUUUUGAAGAAUCAAAAUAUACAGAGGAGGAGGGACUGGCAGCACUAGUCAACGGCUUAGACGAUCACAGCCAUUCCCAUUUGCCGACUCCUUCCCUCGGCAAGGAGAUGAGUACCGAGGGAGUUAUAAAGAACAGCCCAGUCAAGACCGUGGCGUGGAUGGUUCUGACCGGUGACGUCAUCCACAACUUCGUGGACGGGAUGACCAUCGGCUCAAGCUUCACGCAAAACGUCUACAUGGGGGUCACCAUCAGCAUCGCCGUCCUGUGCGAAGAGCUGCCCCACGAACUCGGUGACAUCGCCAUUUUAAUUGCCUCUGGAAUGACCAUGAAGAGGGCGCUGUUUCUCAACUUCCUGUCUGCCUGCGUCUGCUGCUUGGGGCUGGUGACGGGUACCAUCCUCGGGGAGACAACGGAUGCCAACCGCUGGAUUCUGGCUAUCGCUGGAGGAGUCUUUCUCUAUGUCCCCCUCGUUGACAUGUUACCAGACAUGAGUCAAAGUUUAGACGAGCAAAUGAGAGAUGCUUUCAUCAAGACGGGACGGAUGUUGAACAGAGACGUCAAGCUGCUAGUGUUUGUCCAUGGCCUGGGCCUCAUCCUUGGAAUAUGCAUCAUUCUUGUUGUCUUGUAUUUUUCCACCAGUAUUCAGAUUAACUAACACGAAUAUUUCAAUCAGAUGUCGC